GAACUAGUGGAGAAUGUCAGGACGUGGAAAGCAAGGCGGAAAGACCCGAGCCAAGGCGAAGACCCGCUCAUCCCGUGCCGGCCUCCAGUUUCCUGUUGGUCGUGUGCACAGGCUUCUUCGCAAGGGGAAUUACGCUGAGAGAGUGGGCGCUGGAGCUCCCGUCUAUCUGGCGGCUGUACUGGAAUACCUGACGGCUGAGAUUCUGGAGCUGGCUGGGAACGCUGCUCGGGACAACAAGAAAACCCGCAUCAUCCCCCGCCAUCUGCAGCUGGCCGUGCGCAACGACGAGGAGCUCAACAAGCUGCUGGGUGGCGUGACCAUCGCCCAAGGGGGUGUGCUCCCGAACAUCCAGGCCGUGCUGCUGCCGAAGAAGAGCUCCGGCUCUGCGCCCGUGUCAGGAAAGGGUGGCAAGAAGAGCUCUCAGCAGUCUCAGGAGUACUAGGCUCCUUGAACCAAGGUUCACCCAAAGGCCCUUUUCAGGGCCACCCACAUGUAUAACAGAGCUGUUCUACUAGCGAUCCUUAAUUGUCCUGGAACUCCAAGGUUGUAGCCGUACUGUGCGCGGGAAAGUCUGUAGUCGGCUAUCUUACAUCUCCAAACCACGCAGUGAUGAGAUGCAGCAUUGAGUAAUCUAUAGACGGGCAGUAUCUAAUCUCCGUGCUAGCAUUGUAGGGUCACGUGGCUAUAAAGCAACCAGUUAGUGGUUAAUUGGGCUCCAUUCACAGAAUCGAAUCUUCGGUGCUUCGAUUCACUCGCUGAGUCGGCACUUGGGCUGAGUGUCUGAGGAAGUGAACGGAAGCAGACAGGACUCGGGAGCCAUGCUGUGCAAUGCUUUGUCACCCACUGUGAAAACUAACACUGGCUGAUCAUAAAAUAGUAGACAUCACACAGGACAAUAAUACUGUGCAAUUUGUGCAUGAUUUUCUAAUAAAUCGCCUGUCCCUUAAUCUUAUCACUGCUGCAACAAAAGCAUUAGCCUAAGUGUAUUCUAGUGACUCACGAUUAACUCAAAGAAUCGACUGAGUCUAUAACUAAGGAUCUUUAGAUUCUUUUAAAGGGUUUCUACCACCAGAAAUACCGUUAUGUAGCUGACUGAUAUAGCGUUGCGCUAAUGUCAGCGCUACAUAACAGUGUUUUUUACCUUUCUCCCUGAGGCCGUUUUGGUAAAAAAAAAGCU
Bufo bufo (common toad) is the source of this 1177-nucleotide messenger RNA. Its product is annotated as histone H2A type 1-like. Gene Ontology annotation, cellular component: nucleosome. The record is from RefSeq and is a predicted model, not a curated record. Bases 14 to 442 code for a protein of 142 amino acids. Lineage: Eukaryota; Metazoa; Chordata; Amphibia; Anura; Bufonidae. The transcript has a single exon. Gene Ontology annotation, molecular function: DNA binding; protein heterodimerization activity; structural constituent of chromatin.